Messenger RNA from Nerophis lumbriciformis (worm pipefish), 2670 nucleotides. It is a transcript of the gene dachb, whose product is annotated as dachshund b. Gene Ontology annotation, cellular component: nucleus; transcription regulator complex. Gene Ontology annotation, biological process: regulation of transcription by RNA polymerase II. Gene Ontology annotation, molecular function: RNA polymerase II cis-regulatory region sequence-specific DNA binding; DNA-binding transcription factor activity, RNA polymerase II-specific. Lineage: Eukaryota; Metazoa; Chordata; Actinopteri; Syngnathiformes; Syngnathidae. The record is from RefSeq and is a predicted model, not a curated record.
GACACUGUGGGGACGACAGUGGACUGUGAGGAAGACAACAGCGUGGACAAGGCGCCAAAAGUGGACACAAAAAGCGUUUUCCCGCCAGAGCAAAGUGUGCGCGGAAUAGCGUCCUCUCUUCCAUGUCGCUGCCCGACUCUCCCUCACUUCUCUCGGCGGGCUCGGGUGCCCCCACUCCGGCCACGCUGUACCGCUCGGCACCUCCGGAGACCCUCCUCACUUCCGUCGCCCCCAGCGGAACCUCCAGCCCGGCUCACGGCAACCCCCAUUCAUUGUCCCCGCGGCUCAGCGGCGCCAUGCUCGGCGGCUUUCUGGCCGCACCGGGAGGCGCGCUGGCCGGCUUGGGCAACGGCGCAUCCGCCCCGCUUGUGUCGGCGCUGGGCUCGCUGACCCCCGGCGCGCCCGCCUUGACUCAGAGCUCGUCCGGCGAGUGCAAGCUGGUGGAGGUGCACGGCGUCAAGGUGGCCAGCUUCAGCGUGCACGGCCAGGAGGAGCUCAUCUGUCUGCCGCAGGUGUUCGACCUCUUCCUUAAGCACCUGGUGGGCGGCCUGCACACCGUUUACACCAAACUCAAGAGGCUCGACAUCACGCCGGUGGUCUGCACCGUGGAGCAGGUGCGCGUGCUGCGGGGGCUCGGCGCGAUCCAGCCCGGCGUCAACCGAUGCAAGCUCAUCUCCCGGAAGGACUUCGAGAUCCUCUACCAGGACUGCACCAGCGCCAGCUCUCGCCCGGGUCGUCCUCCCAAGCGUUGUUCUUCCGGCGCCGGGAUCCAGGAAAGCCCCAGGCUGCUUCACCCGGGCCUCCCCGGCCUGCUGUCCCCCAGCCUGCUCUCGCACACCGGUCUGACAGCAGCCGCCAUGGCCGAGCUCCAAAAGCUGCAGAAGAUGAAGAUGAUGAUGAGUCUCCAAAAUGGAAACGAGUCGGACAAUGACGACUUGCACUCCAACGCAGGAGGAAGUGAGUGCUCCUGGGACAAGGAGCGCCUGAGCAGCCCCCCGGCCGGAGCCCACUGCGGUGGCCCUGGAGGAGGGGGCGGAGCCACCACCCCAGCAGGUGCGGUGGGAGGCGGAGGGCGGGGCCCCUCUCUGGGAGCCGUCAAUCAGCAGCAACUCCAGCAGCAGCAGCUACUUGCUAACAGGCUGGACCUGCCGUUCAUGAUGAUGCCCCAUCCGCUGCUACCCAUGGGUUUGCCGCCUGCCUCCGUUGCUAUGGCAAUGUCACAGAUGAACCACCUCAGCACCAUCGCCAACAUGGCCGCCGCAGCUCAGCAGAUACACAUUCACCGGGCGCCCGUUAUUAAGGAGCGUGUGUGUGACAGCCCCUCUCUGUCGCCCUCCGUUGACGACACCAACACGCCUCUGCAGUCGCAGCCCAGUAGCUCGGCCUCCAGCUCGCCAGAAAGACUUGGCCUGCUUUCGGCUGAUGCAGAUGUUGCACUGGCCAACUCCGCAACACCCAUCAAGAAAAUAACAAAGGACAAAGUGGAACCUUUGCUGGGACAAGCCCUACCCCCAGGCUUCCCCACACCCUUCUUAUUCGCCGACAGCCUGUCUUCCGUGGAGACGCUCCUCACCAACAUACAGGGCCUUCUGAAGGUGGCGGUAGAGAACGCCCGUGUACAGGACAAGCAGAUUCAAGCAGAGAAGAGGGAGCUGAAGAUGGAGCUCUACCGGGAACGAGAGAUGAGGGAGAGUCUGGAGCGACAGCUGACCUCCGAACUGCAGAGCAGAGCCUCCAUCCAGAAGCGUCUGAAGAAGGAGAAGAAGGCCAAAAGGAAGCUGCAGGAGGCGCUGGAGUUCGAGUCCAAGAGGAGGGAGAGAGGGGAAGACACCCUAAAACACUCGUCUUCAUCCUCGCCGGACAACGACACAGCCGAUGCUGCAACCCAGCAGCGAGAUGAAGUCAAUGGAAGCCAGCAGGACGACGGGGACGUACAAGAGUCUCGCGCUUUCCUGAAGACCACCAUCAUGUUCUAGAGAGAGGCGGAGCGAACCACCUGAAACGCCGCCCCUUUACUUACCACUCCCACCCACCCCCCCAUCUUUAUUUGAUGCCCUUUUUGUUACUCACAAAAAAGCUUCCUUCAGUCUCCAGCGUGAGCACUCAUUCCCGUGCAAAGCAUGCUGGGAAGGAUGGACCAAACAUGACCACCUCAAAAGUUCUAAGACUUUGCUGAGUCCACCUCAGACUCGACCAGAAUCGUCUUAUUGGACUGGAAGGAGGAGACUUUUGGGACGGGAUCAAAUAAACUUGGUUCCCCUCGUCUUCAUCUCCCUCCUGCCUGCAAGGAGUUUUUAGGACUGACGUGUUUUCUAUCACCUCAAAGGACGAAAAAACAUGUAAAAAAAACAACAAACAAACCUUUUUUAUGACGUCGUUUCUAGAAUGUUGUGUCCUUCAACCUUUGACCUGCUGUGACCAGGAAGUGACUUGAGUACCACCCCUUCACCCUCCCCUUGUUGUGUUCAUGAGAGCAGCAGGUGAGCAAAUCAAGCGCUCCUCUCAAACUCUUCCUGUCACGAGAGGGGGGAGGGGUCUGAUGGAGGCGGGGCUAAAGGGUUCUUGUGUGUAGAUAGAAGUGACCACUCACUGGUUUUUGUUUUUUCCCCCCCUCAGAGUGUCACUGUUGUGUGGCUGUGGUCGACUGCAAAUAUACAGUAUUACAACCUU